Molecule: messenger RNA, 408 nt
Organism: Protopolystoma xenopodis
Lineage: Eukaryota; Metazoa; Platyhelminthes; Monogenea; Polystomatidea; Polystomatidae
Source: the annotation of a GenBank genome assembly
GCUUACGUAGAACAUCCUGAUCUUAGUGACCUACGCUCCAACCGCGAAUACGCACUAAAAUCCGUCUGUGACGCUGUUACCUCCAUUCAAACGGCUACCAGUGGUCUUGGCGAACCAUCUUGUACUCUGCUUAAGCCUCCUGGAGAGCUUAUAGAGUUACUCAAUAAUUUCGAGAAUAAGGCAUUGAUUGGGCCCGAACACUAUGUUGACGCCCAGCAUAGAGCUGCACUAUAUGAUCGCCUCGAUGAUAUUCUGGCCCUGGCUGAUCGGAUGAUACAUUCCGAAAGUUGUCGGGCUAAACGGAAACAGGCGAUUAAGACAGAAAUCACGAAAGUUCAACGUGCCCUUGACACUUUGCUUAACGAAUACCAGAGUUCGGCAGCAGAUGCUAUUAUUCAUUAUAUUUAG